CACUCGCAAAAAACUUUGCUAAACACCACCGUUCAUGAUCUCAGCCGUUCAAUCGGCCAUUUCGCAAAGCCCACCAUUUCUCCCCUAUUUUUCUAUUUCUCUGUCUCUUCUUCAAAAUUAAUUCAUAAAUCAUAAUCACGUCGGGAGGGGACAUUUCCCGGCGAAUGUACUGAUCAAAUCUGGGUGUGUAGAGAUGAAUAUAGUUUUGGAAACGAUGAUUUGCUGUUGAAGAAGCGUGGUGUGUUUGGCUUCUUUCUUGUUCUAUUGGUUAUCGCUUGCUGGAAAAAUGGGCUGUUUUCAAUCUAUUGUUAGACAGCCCCCUGGACAUGAAGACCCUGUAGUUCUCGCCUCACAAACUGCUUUUACUGUCAGUGAAGUUGAAGCACUUUUCGAACUAUUCAAGACGAUAAGCAGUUCGGUAGUUGAUGAUGGGUUGAUAAGCAAGGAAGAAUUUCAAUUGGCUCUCUUCAAGAACCAAAAGAAAGAGAAUCUCUUCGCCAACAGGAUCUUUGAUUUGUUUGAUGUCAAGGGGAAGGGAGUCAUUGAUUUUGGUGACUUUGUUAGAUCCCUCAAUGUUUUUCAUCCAAAUGCUUCUCAAGAAGACAAGAUCAAUUUUGCAUUCAAGCUUUAUGAUCUUGAUAAUACUGGAUUUAUUGAGCGCCAAGAGGUCAAGCAAAUGUUGAUUGCCCUUCUGAGUGAAUCUGAAAUGAAAUUGGCUGAUGAAACCAUUGAGCUCAUACUUGAUAAGACAUUUAUGGAAGCUGAUGUGGACCAAGAUGGCAGGAUAGAUAAAUCUGAAUGGCAAAAUUUCGUUUCUAAAAACCCGUCAUUGUUAAAGAUCAUGACCCUCCCGUAUUUAAGGGAUAUUACAACUACUUUUCCAAGUUUUGUUUUUAAUUCAGAAGUUGACGACAUUGCUACAUAACUGAAACAGGAUCAGCUUAGAAAUUUAGUGUGUUAUCUUCCCCUUUUUGAUUUUUGAAAAUUAACUGCAGCAGAAGGGAACUGUGGUUUGAUGUAUGACUGAGUACAAGCUUUAUUGAAAUACUCAGCUGAAUGUUAAGCUUUCUGAUGGAAGCAAUAUAUAAUUUGUGUAGUUAAUUCCCAAA
Molecule: messenger RNA, 1109 nt
Organism: Mangifera indica (mango)
Lineage: Eukaryota; Viridiplantae; Streptophyta; Magnoliopsida; Sapindales; Anacardiaceae
Product: calcineurin B-like protein 1
Exons: 9
Coding region: 287-925 (212 amino acids)
Biological process (GO): calcium-mediated signaling
Molecular function (GO): calcium ion binding; kinase binding
Source: RefSeq, a predicted model, not a curated record